AUGGAGUUGCAAAGUCAAGGAGUUGUGUCAAAAGAAUUCAGCGGUGCGCAGACUAAGCCGUACUACGUCACCACACCCAUUUUCUAUCCGAACGCCGUGCCGCACAUCGGACACCUCUACACGCUCGUGACGGGCGACAUUCUUGCGCGGCACGCGCGCAUCGCGCACCCGGACAGGGUUGUGAAGUUCCUCACGGGCACGGACGAGCACGGGCUGAAGAUCCAGAAGGUCGCUGCGGAGCGGGGUGUGCGGCCGAUGGCGCUGUGCGAUCGGCUGAGCGGGCAGUUCCGUAGGCUGGCGGGGAGCGCGAAUGUGAGCGGGACGGUGUUCAUGCGCACGACGAGUGCGGAGCAUCGGAGGGCCGUUGAGCAUGUUUGGAAACAACUCGACGCGAAAGGGCUCAUCUACAAAGACGCGUACGAGGGAUGGUACUCUGUCUCGGACGAAUGCUUCUACACCCACUCCCAAGUCCACAAGACGACCCUCCCCUCGGGCGAAGAAAUCACGGUGUCGACGGAGACCGGGUCGACCGUCGAGUGGUCCCAGGAGGAAAACUACAAGUUCCGUCUAUCCGCGUUCCGCGAGACGCUGCUCGAGCACUACACGCGCGACAAGGGCUCGAUCUUCCCGUCGAGUUAUCACGAGUACCUCGUCGACCUGCUUAAGAACAACGACCUGGACGACCUCUCGGUGUCCAGGCCGCGCACGCGGCUCGAGUGGGGUGUGCCGGUGCCAGGGGACCCGGAGCACACGAUCUACGUGUGGUUCGACGCGCUGACGGUGUACCUCAGCGGGAUCGGGUUUCCGUGGGCGGGCGGGGCGGCGGAGGGCAGCGGGGCGGGGUGGGCGCCGGAUGUGCAGGUGAUUGGGAAGGAUAUCCUCCGGUUUCAUGCGAUCUAUCUGCCGGCGAUGCUCAAAGCGCUGGAGUUGCCGCUCUCGCGCACGAUUCUGACGCAUGCGCACUGGACGGUCAAUCAGCGCAAGAUGUCCAAGUCGGUGGGCAACGUUGUUGAUCCGUUUGAGGCGAUGGAGAUAUACGGGGUAGAUGUUGUGAGGUUCUACCUCGCGCGUGUGGGGGGACGGUUCAGGGAUGAUGUCGACUGGUCAACGGAGCAGCUCGACAAGCACUCGGACGAGCUUCGUAAUCUACUUGGGAACCUCUUUAUGCGGAUCACGUCCAAGGCGAUUCGUGCACGCGUGGCGAAAGCCGAUGAGAAGCUGGACGUUAAAGCGCUUCUAUCAGACACGGAGAAGGCGAAAGCGCUCGGCGUCGACUUGGAGCUGCUGAACAGCGUUGGUGCGCUGGGAGCCACUGUACGGAAGAAUUUUGACAUGCUCGAGCUCGGAGAUGCGCUGGAGGCGAUCAUGCUUGUGCUUCGCCAGGCCAAUGCGACUAUGACCAACAGCGCACCUUGGGCGCAGGAUCCCCAGCCCGCGGCUGCGUCGUACGUUUCGGUCCUUGAGACAAUCCGAGUCUGUGCGCUGUGCCUGCAGCCGUUCAUACCUGAGGCGGCCCAGCGGCUUCUGGACGCGAUGGACGUUCGAGAGAGCGAGCGUACAUUGGGGUACGCCGAGGUGGGCGUGGGGGCAGUGGGCGAGAAGGUGGAGGGUGUGAAGCUGUUUAAUAUUCCGCAGGUCAAGGUGUAGACGUACUGCUUAUAAGGGCUUCUGGUUUGACAAUUCUACUCAUGGCCUCGGUUUCUGCACUCGUGAGCUGAACGUUCUUGUAUCUGACAGCUCCUAGAGUUGGACAGGUAUACAGAGGCCGGGUCGAGGACGUGGAGGGAUUGACAUGUGACGUGAACGCGUCACGUCGAGCGUCUAUGUAACUUUGCGAGACAAUAUUUCACGUUCCCAGGGUUCAGUUUACUAUGCCGUAAAAUAAAACAUUCUCG
Messenger RNA from Coniophora puteana RWD-64-598 SS2, 1895 nucleotides. RefSeq lists its product as uncharacterized. Gene Ontology annotation, molecular function: ATP binding; methionine-tRNA ligase activity. The transcript has 8 exons. The coding region runs from base 1 to 1647 and encodes 548 amino acids. The record is from RefSeq and is a predicted model, not a curated record. Lineage: Eukaryota; Fungi; Basidiomycota; Agaricomycetes; Boletales; Coniophoraceae. Gene Ontology annotation, biological process: methionyl-tRNA aminoacylation.